This is a messenger RNA of Brettanomyces nanus, 807 nucleotides long. RefSeq names its product tRNA-His guanylyltransferase (gene THG1). The transcript has a single exon. Gene Ontology annotation, molecular function: tRNA guanylyltransferase activity; magnesium ion binding. The record is from RefSeq and is a predicted model, not a curated record. Gene Ontology annotation, biological process: tRNA modification. The coding region runs from base 1 to 807 and encodes 268 amino acids. Lineage: Eukaryota; Fungi; Ascomycota; Pichiomycetes; Pichiales; Pichiaceae.
AUGGCAAAGUCACGAUUUGAAUAUGUGAGAAACUUCGAAAGGGAGAAUCUCCUUCUUCCAGAAACCCAUAUUAUCAUAAGGGUAGACGGCAGGGGGUUCCAUAAGUUUAGCGAGAAAUAUGAAUUUGAUAAGCCUAAUGAUGAUCGUGCCCUAAAGGUGAUGAAUCUUUCUGCCUGUCAGUUGAUGAAUCAGAUUCCAGAUAUCAUGAUGGCAUACGGUGACUCUGAUGAAUACUCGUUUCUUCUUAGAAAGCAAUGCGACAUGUUUGAGAGAAGAGAAUUCAAGUUGAUCACAACUUUUGGUUCUACAUUCUCUGCGAACUAUCAAUACUUUUGGAGUAGUGUAUGUUCUGACAAACCUUUAACUGUGGAGCGACUUCCAACGUUUGAUGCCAGAGCUGUGGUAUAUCCUUCUGAUGAUACCAUCAAGGACUACUUUCGAUGGAGGCAAGUUGACUGCCAUAUUAACAACCUCUACAACACCACAUUUUGGAACCUCGUCAUCAAAGGAGGCAUGACUCCUCAUGACGCCGAAAAUAAAUUGAUAGGUACGGUGUCUGCCGACAAGAAUGAGAUUCUCUUCAAACAGUUUGGUAUAAACUACAAUGAUGAGCCUGAAAUAUACAAGAAAGGUACACUUUACAUUCGUGACUCAGUGAUAACUCCAACGGAAGCCAAUACUAGAGACCUAACCAAGAGACAACUAGAGAGACUUCAAAAGAGAUUGAAGAAAAGUGAAAUCAAAGAGCUUCACUGUGAUAUAAUUAAAGAUGAGUUCUGGGACGAUCGGCCUUGGCUACUUUGCUAA